UUUUUUUUAACCUGAUACCGUGGGAGUUUUAUAAUUGUUCUUCAGAAGAAGAACAAGAGCCAAAGUGGAAGUUUCAGGCCUAAGCAUCACUUAAAGUUUCAGUUUUUUACUGCUUUGAAGUAAGAGAAGUGGCAGAAACGUGUCCAGCACAGCAUUAAGAGUCAAAGAAAAACCUGUUCUGUAUUUAUGUCUGAUCGUUUGUACUAUAGCAUCUUGGCUGACGAUGUACCGCAAGAUAUGUCAAUGAACGUGCUUUGCAAUUCUUCCCGGAUUUUGGCAGGCAAAGAUUCCAAAUAUGGUAUGACUUUAUGCUUGUGGUAUGAUUGCCCAGAAGAAAUCUACUGCAGACUGCAAAAGAUGGAAGCUUUUAUGCAAAUACCAUUAAAUUCAUCACAGUGUUUUGCAGCACUGUUGUCCUGAAAAGGUCGUCUUCUGAUGGAUGGAUGCUAUUUUGGCAACCCAGCAAGAAAGAAGGGUUGUGUGGGCGUACUGCAUUUGCUGCUAUGUUUUUGGGACUUGAGCAUCCAGCUCCAUAUUAAAUCACCUAUUUGGUUUUGGUUAGCAUUGACACAGUCUAUUUAUAUGAAGAACCUGAUCUAGACCUCGAGACCUUUCCUCUUGUGUUUAACCUGGUUACGGAUGCCGUUGAUGGAAGGCGUGUGUAAAACAGUUUGGGAUGUACCGGCUGGUGCCACGAUGUAUCUGAAGGGAGGUAUCAGCUGUAGGACCACUGACGGGACACAGACAGUGAGUUUCAUGGGGUGGAUUUUCUGCCAGAAGAUCUCAACGAGGCUCCGGAGAGAGGAAUGAGGGUGAACAAGAAAUACUCCUGUCUACCUGCUGAGGAGAAGGGGAUCCACAUUAUCAACAUCCGAGCUAUUGAGGAUAUAGGAUAUGACCAGCAUGAGAGUACAUUAUUAAAUUCCCUAUCCAAAAAUCCAGAUGCUGACUGCAAAUAUGGACUCUACUUCAGAGACGGCAAGAGAAAAGUAGACUACAUACUAGUUUAUCACUACAAGAAGUCCUCAGCAGGGAAGACGCUCACCAGGAGAGUUCAUCAUAAUGAUUCAAGUGCCCGAAGCGCCAAGCAGGAUCAGCCGCUUCCCGGGAGGGGAGUCCAGCUGGAGAUGGGGGAAGGCGAACCUCACGUGGAUUACCACGAAGACGACAAGAGGUUUCGCAGGGAGGAGUACGAAGGGAACCUUGUGGAGGCCGGUCUGGAACUGGAACGCGAUGAGGACACUAAAAUCCAUGGGGUUGGAUUUGUAAAAAUACACGCACCGUGGAAUGUAUUGUGUCGAGAGGCAGAAUUUCUUAAGCUCAAGAUGCCCACAAAAAAGAUGUAUCAGAUCAAUCAGACCCAUGGUCUUCUGAAAAAGAUUAACUCCGUAAUUCAAAAAAUAACAGAGCCCAUCCAGCCAAAAGUAGCAGAACACAAACCUCAGACGGUGAAGCGCCUCUCCUACCCCUUCUCCAGAGAGAAGCAGCACCUAUUUGAUUUGUCUGACAGAGAUUCCUUCUUUGACAGUAAAACAAGAAGCACUAUAGUUUAUGAAAUAUUGAAAAGAACGACAUGUACCAAAGCAAAAUAUAGCAUGGGGAAAGGAGAGGGAAGAAAGAAGGAAACUACCCUUUUAAAUAAAAGACGAAAAUGUGGUAAAUAUGGGAUCACCAGUCUGCUUGCCAAUGGAGUUUACAGUGCUGCAUAUCCUCUGCAUGAUGGUGACUAUGAAGGUGAAAACAUUGAACCUAACGACAGAAAACUCCUGUGUGAGGAGUGGGCGAGCUAUGGAGUCUUUUACAAAUAUCAGCCAAUUGACCUGGUGAGAAAAUACUUUGGAGAGAAGAUUGGGCUAUAUUUUGCCUGGCUGGGAGUUUAUACACAAAUGCUUAUUCCAGCUUCAAUCGUAGGGAUUAUCGUUUUCCUCUAUGGCUGCGCAACUGUGGAUGAGAAUAUACCAAGUAUGGAAAUGUGUGACCAGAGAAACAAUAUCACCAUGUGUCCCUUAUGUGACAGAACGUGCAGCUACUGGAAGAUGAGCUCCGCUUGUGCGACUGCUCGCGCAAGUCAUCUGUUCGAUAACCCUGCAACUGUCUUCUUCUCGGUCUUCAUGGCUCUCUGGGCUGCCACCUUUAUGGAACACUGGAAGAGAAAACAGAUGCGUCUCAACUACAGGUGGGACCUGACUGGGUUUGAAGAGGAGGAGGAGGCAGUCAAGGAUCAUCCAAGAGCAGAAUAUGAAGCUAAAGUUUUAGAAAAAUCGCUGAGAAAAGAACACAAACAUAAAGAGACAGACAAAGAAAAGCUGACAUGGAAGGAUCGUUUUCCAGCCUAUUUAACCAAUUUUGUUGGCAUUAUCUUCAUGGUUGGGCUGACCUUCGCUAUAGUGUUCGGAGUCAUCAUAUACAGGAUCUCGACUGCAGCGGCGCUGGCAAUCAGUUCCACUCCCUCGGGCCGGUCAAGCGUUAGGGUCACCGUCACUGCCACCGCAGUCAUUAUCAAUUUGGUCGUCAUCAUCAUCCUGGAUGAAGUAUACAGCUGCAUCGCAAGGUGGCUAACUCAGAUCGAGGUGCCAAAAACCGACAAGAAUUUUGAAGAGCGACUGAUUUUUAAGGCUUUCCUGCUGAAAUUUGUCAAUGCCUACACACCCAUUUUCUACGUUGCUUUCUUCAAAGGCCGAUUUGUUGGACGUCCAGGAGACUACGUCUACAUUUUCCAUUCUUUCCGAAUGGAAGAGUGUGCUCCAGGCGGUUGCCUAAUGGAGUUGUGUAUCCAGCUCAGUAUUAUCAUGUUGGGCAAGCAGCUGAUUCAGAACAAUUUAUUUGAGAUUGGCAUCCCAAAAAUGAAGAAAUUUAUACGAUACAUGAAAUUAAAGCGUCGGCGUUCUUUAGACCAUGAAGAGCACAUGAAAAAAAAGCAGCGUUACGAAGUGGACUACAACCUGGAGCCUUUCGCUGGACUUACCCCUGAAUACAUGGAAAUGAUUAUUCAGUUUGGGUUUGUAACUUUGUUCGUUGCAUCCUUCCCACUGGCGCCUUUGUUUGCUUUGUUGAACAAUAUCAUUGAAAUCCGUCUAGAUGCAAAAAAAUUUGUUACUGAGCUGAGGAGACCGGUAGCAGUCAGAGCAAAGGAUAUAGGAAUCUGGUAUAAUAUCCUCAGAGGUAUUGGAAAGCUUGCUGUCAUCAUAAAUGCAUUUGUGAUCUCAUUCACAUCCGACUUCAUUCCACGCCUCGUGUACCUGUAUAUGUACAGUGAGAAUGGCACCAUGCAUGGCUUCGUGAACCAUACGCUAUCCUCUUUUAAUGUCAGCGAUUUUCAAGCAGGAACAGCUCCAAACGACCCCAUGGAUCUUGGCUACGAGGUUCAGAUAUGCAGAUACAAAGAUUAUCGAGAACCCCCUUGGUCCGAAAACAAGUAUGACAUUUCAAAGGAUUUCUGGGCUGUCCUAGCAGCAAGAUUAGCAUUUGUGAUAGUUUUCCAGAACUUGGUCAUGUUUAUGAGUGACUUUGUUGACUGGAUUAUCCCAGACAUUCCCAAGGACAUUAGUCAGCAGAUUCAUAAAGAGAAAGUUCUCAUGGUGGAGGUCUUCAUGAGAGAAGAGCAAGGCAAGCUGCAAAUGCUAGAAACCUGGAAAGACAAGGACAAGAAAAAAGGUGAAAACUGUAACAAUCACAGCCCCAGACUCUCCAGGAGCCACAGUGGGAGCUUGUCCUCCUGCCAUUCGUAUCCUCUCGACGUAUAGAAGAGGAGGGAGUUAAAGAUGUCGGGGCAUUCCACUGAUACACAAGCCAUUGCGUAAAGGGCAGGACUCGAUUAAUGGACAACCUGGUGCAUGUUGAAGGAUGUGCUGCCAUUUUGCUCCCAUCUUUGUGAGAAACGCUCUUCUUACAAAUAUGGAGGACCACAUUCUAUUUCUGAUAAUGUUGUUUUUUCUUUUGCACAAGCAGUAAUGCAGGGAAUUUUUAUAUUUCAUCGAUAGAUAACACUGUUGACGUUGGUGUGCAUUAAUAAAUGCAGAUACUUAGUAUGUCUUGAUAGAGAUAUUCUCUGAGAAUUUGACCUUAGCCUAUAAAUUAACUAAAUAAAUAAAGGUAAAUUUUAAGUAAUAGUAAUACUACUAAUUUAAAAUAUUUUUGGAACCCCAGGCUUGAAGGUCCAUGAGAUAACUCCGUAAAGUAUAUGCAAAAUCAGCUUUAGAGUGUGCCCUAGUACUCCUUUUGGCAGGAGAGAAACCACGUAAAGCCCACCAGACUGACUUGCUGCCCAAGAGAGGGUUUGGCUCUGCUGGCAGACAUCUGUGUGCGAACCCGCAGGUCUGAAACAAGCAGAGCUCCCGCUGAGCUUUAGAGUCACACAGGCGCGUGGGGCACUUGUGGCAUUCUGCUGUGUACCCGAGACCUUCACCGGGGCACUGCUCUUCUUCAGAAACAUCAGAAAAAUAAAUCUGGAAAAGUUCUUUUUCACCAGUGAAGGACUGAUGUGGAUGAAGCUACCUCAGUGCCCCAUCAGCUCGGUUUGAGUGGUCCCCCAGCGGCUCCUCGCUCAUGGCCAAGCAGCGGCAGCACAGUUUUGGAGAUCCUGCCAGCAGGUAGAUGAUCAGAGAGCAUUUUCUUAAAUGCCCUGAAUUAACGAGCACACGUAGAGCUACAGUGACUCACACUGCCCUGCCUAGUACUCGGACACCGUUGUUGCUGAGGAAAUUCCCUUUUUCCUCUUGUUUUAGCACAUCCCUUUCGUAGCCAGGUUCUUCUCUGUAGCCCUCUAUCCUCUGCAGGAGAAAGGAGUCUGCAACCGUUUUUCACAGCAGACUUUCUGCUGUCGAAUGGCCUUUCCCAGAGGUUGUGCUGGAGGAGUAAAUCCAAAAUGUGUCCCACUUUACUGUCUUCGAUGGAAGUUUUGCCUGCACUGGGGCUACAGGACCAGACCUUCAGUUAGUUACUGGACUUUUCUUUUGUCUUAAAAUACUCUAUCUUUUUGUACAAGGAGCUUCCUUAAAGUAGAAGUCUAAACCCCUUACUUACGAUGCCUAGCUAAAACCCAUCAGUACCACUCUUUUUAAACAUAGUACAUUUUAGUUUUGCUUUGUCAAAUGAUAAACUGCACUUCCAAAUAAUAUUGGUGCAAUUACCCUCGUUUCUCUUAUUGCUUUGUCUUGUCCAUGGCACUUGCAUUGCAAAUAUAAAACUGAAAAAUAAAAUAAAAAUGAAAGAUUUCUUUAAA
Messenger RNA from Grus americana (Whooping crane), 5221 nucleotides. RefSeq names its product anoctamin 1 (gene ANO1). The coding region runs from base 807 to 3743 and encodes 978 amino acids. The record is from RefSeq and is a predicted model, not a curated record. Gene Ontology annotation, cellular component: plasma membrane. Gene Ontology annotation, biological process: chloride transmembrane transport. Lineage: Eukaryota; Metazoa; Chordata; Aves; Gruiformes; Gruidae. Gene Ontology annotation, molecular function: chloride channel activity; protein dimerization activity. The transcript has 27 exons.